Messenger RNA from Oikopleura dioica, 1677 nucleotides. The record is from the annotation of a GenBank genome assembly. NCBI's taxonomy places the organism in Eukaryota, Metazoa, Chordata, Appendicularia, Copelata, Oikopleuridae.
AUGCAAAGCGAAGUGGAGCUUAGCGAGUCUAAUUUUGCUACUUUAGGAAGAACGGAUAAAAAUGACAGUAAAGAGUAUCUGUCGCCGGAGGAAGAAGAUGAACUCUUCGAAAAGGCCGAAAAGAUGAACCGAAAGAUUGAUGAGAGCAUUCGACUGAGAGAAAAUGCAGAGAAGAAGAAAGGCGAGAGUGAUGAUGACGAUUCCGACGAUCCAAAAGGCUCCACUGUUAAAUUGAGAAGAGAAGUGGAUCUCAUUGGAGCGAUUUUCGUUAUUAUAGGAAGCCAAAUUGGAAGUGGUAUUUUUGUAUCCCCUAAAGGUGUUUUGCGACUGACGGGAUCCGCCGGCUUCUCCUUGAUUUCAUGGAUGCUGGCUGGAGUUGUAGCAACCAUAGGCGCCCUGUGCUACGCUGAAGUUGGCACACUAGUGAACGAGUCAGGCGGUGAGUAUCCCAUCCUGUACAAAGGAUACAAGGGCGGAAAGUGGCCAGCGUUCAUGUUUGCCUGGACAUGCUCGACAAUCCUGAAACCGUCUUCGUUCGCGAUUUUGUCGCUCACAUGCGCCAAAUACACGCUAAGCUCGAUAGAGUCGAUCAUGGGAUACAAUUUGUGUGGGGAACUGUCUCCUUACGCGGAGAAGUUUUUCGCCAUGAGUAUCAUCUGGCUCGUUGUAGCGAUUAACUGUGCUUCUGUCAAACUCACCAAUCAAAUUCUCAAGAUCUUCGGCUAUGGAAAAGUGAUCUCCAUCGGCAUCAUUAUUAUCGCCGGAUUGGUGCUGACGUUCAUGGGCCAAACAAUUAAAGAAACAUUCGCCCCGGCCACGGCCUUCGUCAACUAUGAAACAAACGAGGUAGCGAUGCCAUCCAUCGGCGCUGUGGGCCUCUCGCUUUACCAAGGUCUCUGGGCGUACGACGGUUGGAACCAGCUCAACUACAUUUCCGAAGAAGUAGUCAACCCAGGGAAGAACUUGCCCCGCGCAAUCAUCAUCGCCAUGAGCUCAGUUACGAUCCUCUACCUGUUCACGAACUACGCGUAUCUUUCCGUCCUGGGUGUCAAUGGGCUCCUCGAUGCCAGCGCAGUCGGUACUGCCUUCGCAAGUCGAGUCACAUUCCUCCCCGGGCUGGACAAGAUCAUUCCUGUCAUGGUGAUGGCUUCUGUCUUUGGUACCUGCUUGAUCUCCUGUUUCACCGCCGCUCGAGUUCCCUACUGCGCGGCACGAAAGGGUCAAUACCCUCAUGUGCUCUCAAUGAUCCACGUAAAGCGCAUGACUCCCGUCCCCGCUGUCAUGUUCAAUGGCAUCAUUGCAACGCUGAUGAUUUGGCCGAAUGACUUCGACUCGCUGGUAAAUUAUUUUUCGUUCUGCAUGUGGAUCUUCCACACAUCCGCUUGUUUUGCCACCAUCACGCUCAGAAAACGAAUGCCAAUCGAACAACAUCCUCGAUUAUUCAAAGUUCCAAUAGCGUUCCCCUACAUUAUCUCUGUCAUUGGCACCUUUCUUAUUCUAGUUCCCUUCUUUGACGGUUUUGAUUGGGGUUUCAUGAUCGCUCUUGGCUGGAUCUUGCUGGGAGUGGUGCUUUACUCAGUAUUAGGAAACAAGAAGGACCAAAAUGCCAGCGGAGGAAAAUUCGCAGAAGUCACAAAAUUGAUUCAAAUUGCGCUGCAAGUCGUUCCGGAAGAGUAG